GAACCCUCCUCCCAUCCCCCGUCCCUCUCUCUCUCUCGCUCUCCACCGUUUCUCCGUCGCUCUCUCCUCUACCACAUGUACGGGCAACCACCGCGCUCCCGCCCCUCCGGCGGCGGCCGCGGCCGCGGCCAGCCUCCUCCGCCGCCGCAACACCAGCAGCAGGUGCAGCGGCAGCCGACUCCGAUGCCGAAUCCUCUGCUUCAAAACCCUAACUUCUACUUCCAAAACCCCGCUCUCCAGCUCAUCCACCAGAACAUGGCCAUCGCCAAUCAAAUCCCCGGCUAUCCGAUGCAGAACGCUGCUUUCCCUAUCCAAAACCCUAGUUUCCCGCCGCAGCAACAGUUCCCGAGCGUGGCGCCCCGGCCGCAGGUGCGGCCCCAGGUCCCGAGCCGGAAGGAGCUCGUCGAGGGGACGGAGCGUGCGGUGACGAAGGCAUGGCGUGAGCUCGUCGGUGCCGGGGAAAGCGUCUCGGCUUGGAAAGUGUCGCAGGCCGCGCUGCUGGCCCUGCGGGUGGAUUCGUGGAGCUCCCUUGGAUUUCAAAUGCAGGAGGUGCCCGCGCUUCACCGGCUCAUGGCGACUGAAGGGAAGAUGAAUGCAUUUAUCCAUUGCUUUGUCGGGGUUCGGUGGAUCACAUCGUUGUAUGAUCUGCAAGUAGCUAUCUGCAAGAAUGAAGGAGUGGAACGGUUUGAAGAGCUAGAGUUGGGUCCAUUAUUGCGACAUCCCCUCGUGUUACAUUAUUUUUCUGUGAAGGCCGAUGCUACUGCGGUGUUUAAGAUAACUAGUGAGGAGAUAAUUUCUUAUCUUUGUGACUUUUUGGAUACUUCUUUCAAAAAAGAUGUGAAGACUGAGGAAUUCCUUGAUUUUAUUGUUAAGAAGCGAUCCGUCUCAAGCAAAGAAAAUCUUGCUGUACGAAUUCAAAAUUUGGGGAUGCAUAUUUCUUGUGUGCGUGAAGCGAGGAGAUUGGAGGAUGUUACUCUAAAGAAUUGCUCAAAGUCGUCGAAACAGAGAUCUGAGAAUAAAACAAGGAAGCGUCCUCUUUUUUCUAUGGCGAAGAAACAACUAGAUGAGCGCUUCAGUUCUAUAUCUGAACGAGUUAAAUCAUUCUCCUCAGUGCAUGAGGAUUUUGGUGUCAAGCAUUUAAGGUUUCUGUCAUCAAACUCUGAAGACGAGGAUAGUGAUGAUUGUAAAGAUGAAGAUAAGAAAGAUGAAGGCAAGUUGAGCAGCCAUUCGGAUCGGUCAUCACAGGCUACUAAAAGUGACCGAGUCGGUAGCUGUCCUUAUCCAUCGGCAAUUGAAGAGAGGACGAGGCUUGGUUUAAAAGCUGAAACGGACACUGACCUUUCUGGUGGUGGAAGCUCAAACUGUGUUGAGACUGUCACUCGGAAAAAGAAAAGGAAGUCUAAAGAUGCUUCGCGUAGCAUCUCUGUUCCCAACAAAUUGUUAAGAAGAGAUAAGAUAGACAAGGAUGCCCUUUCAGGGGGCAAUGGUAGUGGGGAAAGAGAUGAUGCCGGCUUGAAUGAAAAUGAUCUAUCUCUUGCUUAUAGUUCAAUGAGAAUGUUCAUCACAACAUGGAAGGAGACUUGUCGGGAGCAAAACGUGACUCAAGUUCUAAAAGGGAUGCUUCAGUCAUAUGAUAUUACAGCUCAACAAAGAAAGAGGAUAAUAUCUAUGUUUUCAACACAUCCUUGUCUUGGAUUGCUUAAUAUUGCUGUGACUUCUAUCAAAUGUGGAAUGUGGGACAAUAUAUAUGAUACUCUUCAAGCCAUUGAUGAAAACGAAAGAGAUGAGACAGGUUCUGAUGAGGGCACGAAGUACGAAAUAAUAGAUGUUGUGCCCAGUGAAAAGAACUUAGCAGUCACCAGUACACUCAAUAAUGAGGCAACAUACAGUGUUACUGUUGAGGAUGUGAUCAGCAAAGUGGCUUCUUUUCUUGAGCUUGAUGAUGAACUCCAUUAUAAGCGAAAAUUACCUUCUGAUGAGAAUUAUAACAUUUUCAAGAAGCUUCAUGAUUGUGAGUCUUGGGUGGCAGAGCAGUUUUCUGUGGGGGAAUUUAAGUCCCUUGGUCAUGGGAACUUCUUACAAUUCUUAGGAAAGAACUACUCAGAACUGCCUAGAAAAGUUCAAAAGCUUUUGACAGGUGAAAUAUGUGAAAAGACCCCUUUUGAUAUUUGCAUGCUUCAGCAGCAACUAGUUGCAAUAAUAUGUCAAGCAGCAGAUAAUCUAUGGGGGGAUGAAACUAUUACCGAGCAAAGGAUUUUCAUGCUUCUAAGACAGCAAUUCCCACUACUCAAUUUUAAAAUUGUUGGUGGUAGUUUUCUUAAGGAUUUCUUAGAGAUGGUGAGAGAACAUAGGAGCUGUGUGACAUCAAGAUGUGUGCUAUACUCAACAUCAUUGGUGGCAUCAUCAUCUGUGAAUGAUGGUAUGGAAUCAUUGGAAGUCAAAACUGUAGGAUUUGAUAUUGAUCCUAAAAUGGAAAGACCUCUACAUGCACCUUGCAAGGAUGCAAUUGAAGUCUUGCUCAAAGCACCAAUUUUUUCGGACUUAUUGUCAUGGUCACAUUGGGAACGGAAAUUUGCUCCUGCACAUGGUCCUUUGGUUGAUUUUCUGUUGAAUGAAGUCAAUUCAAAGGAGCUGUUGUGUUUGGUGACAAAUGAUGGGAAAGUGAUACGGAUUGACCAUUCAGCGACCAUUGAUUCUUUCUUGGAAGCCGCACUAAGAGGAUCCUCUUUCCUGACUGCGGUGAAGCUAUUGUCAUUCUUCUCAUUAGUUGGAGGAGAAAAACAUGUUCCUUUGGCUCUUCUAAAAUCCCAUGCGUGUCGAGCAUUUGAAGUUAUUAUUGAAAAUUCUCAGGAUGGUGUUGAUGCUGAUGUUUGUAGGAACUCUCGCAUGCAUGGCCUUCACGAUAAAAUUUUGGAUCAAACUUCUGGUAGUGUUGAGGGUAACCUCCCUGGAAAAGGGAGCAUAGCCAACGAAGCAGUGCCUCUUGCAUUGAGAUUUUUUCUAGAUUGUCUCGAUUAUGUACCAUCGGAAUUUUGUGCUUUUGUUGCUGAUGUGUUGCUUACUGGACUACGAUCUGUUCUCAAGGAUGCGCCUCUGGCCAUUUUGAAGGAAUGCAACAAAUUACAGCAGCGGCUCCUGCUCCGUAGAAUAGGGUUUUCUCUUGGUAUAAUUGAAUGGAUGGAUGAUAACAAUAUAUUUGCUUCCACUGCUGGUACCAGCUCUACUGCCAGUGGUACUCCGCGCAUUAAAACUACGGGGUCAGAUACGAUCACAAGCUUAAGACCUGUGGAAGGUUCUUUAGAUGAGCUUUCCUCUUCCAGGGCUGAUAUUGUUGUCUCUGUUUCAAAUGAAGGAAAUGUGUCUACCAGAGCUAGGUGCACAACUGGUAAUGUGGGCAAUGGUGACGUACACCCUUCCACCGAACUGAACGGAGAUACUGAUGCUGCAUGUGUGAUUGAGUCAAUCAGGAGGGGUGAAUUUGGACUGGAUCCAACUCUCUCAAUUACAGAGAGUAACAUGUUAAAGAAACAGCAUGCUCGCCUCGGGAGAGCACUUCAUUGUCUUUCACAAGAAUUGUAUUCUCAAGAUUCACAUUUUCUCCUUGAGCUGGUCCAAAACGCUGAUGAUAAUCUUUAUCUGGAAUAUGUGGAACCAACUUUAACAUUCAUUCUUCAAGAUUCAGGUAUCGUUAUUUUAAAUAAUGAACGAGGUUUUUUGGCUGAAAACAUCAGAGCUCUGUGUGAUGUUGGAAAUUCAACAAAAAAAGGAUCUCGUGCUGGAUACAUUGGGCAGAAAGGGAUAGGCUUCAAAUCGGUAUUUCGGGUAACAGAUGCUCCAGAGAUACAUUCUAAUGGAUUUCAUGUGAAGUUUGACAUAACUGAAGGUCAAAUUGGUUUUGUCCUGCCAACUCUUAUCCCUGCUUGCAAUGUCGAUUUAUUCUCCAGGCUGGUUUCUAGUGAUUCUGAUGAUAUGAAUGGUAGCUGCUGGAACACUUGUAUUGUACUUCCUUUCAGAUCAAAGCUGUCAGAAGGAAGUGCCAUGAAAAGCAUUUUAACUAUGUUUUCAGAUCUUCAUCCCUCACUGUUACUCUUUCUUCAUCGUCUCCAGUGUAUUAAGUUUAGAAACAUGCUGAAUGACUCACUGAUAAUCAUGAGAAAAGAGGUUCUAGGGAAUAAUAUUGUCAAGGUUUCUCAUGGGAAAGACAAAAUGACAUGGUUGGUAGUUUCUCGAAAGUUGCAGUCAAAUUUCAUUCGGCGCGAUGUGCAGAUUACGGAGAUUGCGAUGGCAUUUACACUGCAGGAAGGAGAUUGCGGUUAUUACAUCCCCUUUCUGGUGCAACAGCCAGUAUUUGCAUUUCUUCCUCUGAGAACUUAUGGUUUAAAAUUUAUUCUCCAAGGUGACUUUGUACUUCCCUCAUCAAGAGAGGAAGUGGAUGGAGAUAGUCCCUGGAACCAAUGGUUACUGUCAGAGUGUCCUGAGUUGUUUGCAAGUGCGAAGGAAUUUUUUUGUGCACUUCCUUGUUUUAGGGAGAAUCCAGGUAAGGCUGUAUCAGCAUAUAUGAGCUUUGUUCCACUACUUGGUGAAGUACAUGGCUUUUUUGCUAGUCUUCCAAGGAUGAUAAUUUCCAGGCUCCGCAUGUCAAACUGCUUACUCCUGGAAGGAGAUUGCGGCAAGUGGGUUCCUCCAUGCAAGGUUUUGAGGGGUUGGGAUGAACAGGCUCAGACUCUUCUAACUGAUGGUUUGCUGCAAGAGCACCUUGGCCUUGGGUUCUUGAACAAGGACAUAGUUCUGUCUGAUCAGCUAGCAAGGGCAUUAGGUAUUGAGGAAUAUGGUACUAAAACUUUACAGCAGCUCUUGUCUUCUUUGUGUAACAAGGAAAAUGGUCUCCAGUCACUUGGUCUGUCCUGGUUAUGUCGCUUUCUAAACGUUCUUUACAUGAUGUCAUUUCAGUCUUCUGGUCUUGUUGCCGAUGUCUCUAGGAUGGAGAAAGAUCUCAUAAAGAACCUUCAGAAGAUUGCAUUUAUUCCACUUUCUGAUGGUACUUACAGCUCACUAGACAGAGGUACUAUUUGGUUACAUACUGAUGGCAUGAGCAGUGGAUCUGAUGGUGAGCAUGGGCUCAGAGCAUUUCCCAGUAUGUAUAGGAAACUCUGUAUUGUAAGCCCUGCCCUCUUCUCGGUGACAGAUGAUUUCUCAUGUUUGGAUGUGGAUUACGUGGAUAAUGUCACAAAAAUGCUUCACAGAAUUGGUGUUCAGCGGCUAUCAGCACAUGAAAUUGUUAAAGUACACAUCUUGCCUUCUCUAUCCAUUGACAGGAAUAGCUUGGAUAAGAACUUAAUGAUAGAAUAUGUUUGCUUUGUGAUGAUCCACCUGCAAUCUGGCUGCCCAACUUGUCGGAUUGACAAGGAUUCAAUCAUAUCAGAGUUGCGAAAUAAAGCUUUUAUUUUGACAAAUUAUGGCUUCAAACGCAUUGUUGAGGUGCCAAUUCAUUUCAGUGAAGAUUAUGGAAAUCCUAUAAACAUACAUCAGCUGAUUAAUGUUACAGACAUGAGAUGGCAUGUGGUUGAUUCAUCCUAUUUGAAACAUCCAGUCACGGAGUCAUUCUCUUGUGGAAAGACGAAGUGGAGGGAAUUUUUUCAGGAAAUGGGUAUCGCUGAUUUUCUGCAAGUAGUUCAAGUUCAGAAGAGUGUUACUGAUAUAUCUCCUGAAAACUCUAAGAGAAUGCUUUUUGAUAUGGACCUUAUCACCCCCGGGUUGGUUGUGAAAGAUUGGGAAUCAAAGGAGUUAGUUCAAAUGUUAUCCCAGUUUUCUAAAACAGGCAAUAAGGAGAGUUGCAAAUAUCUGUUGGAGGUUCUUGAUACUUAUUGGGAACAUCUUUUUUAUGAUAAAGUAAAUGGUUAUUACUACCCUACAUCUAAUGAGGAUCCCAAACCCUUCAAGUCAUCGUUUAUGAACAGUAUCUGUGAUCUCCAGUGGGUAGUAUCAAGCAUGGAUGAUGAUCUCCACUGCCCUAAGGAUUUAUUCUAUGAUUGCGAGGCGGUGCGCUUAAUUUUGGGUGCUUCUGCUCCCUAUGCUGUCCCAAAGGUGAGAAGUGAAAAGUUGCUAAGUGAUAUCGGGUUCAAGACUGAAGUUAACCUAGAUGAUGUUCUGGCAAUGUUACAAAUUUGGAGAAGAUCUGGCAACCUUUUCAAGGCCAGCGUAGCACAAAUGGCAAGGUUAUAUUCAUUUAUUUGGAAUGAAUUGACUUCUUCUCAGAUAAGAAUGAGUGAAGAGAUUAGAACGAGUCAGUUUAUCUUUGUUCCAAGUGCAUCUGGAUCUCGGCAGGAGGAGCUGGUUUCUGGCAUAUUUUGUUCCCCUAAAGAAGUGUAUUGGCAUGAUUCCACUGGUUCAGUGAAACAAAUAAAUCAAGUAUUUUCUCAGUGCAGAUUGGUGGGUGUAACUGAUGGCCUUCCUUGCAAGACAUUGGACAAUAUCUACCCGGGUCUUUAUGAUUUCUUUGUCAGGGAAUGCGGUGUUCUUGAGGGCCCUUCUUUUCAUGUUUAUCUGAAAAUGUUGGUGGAGUUGUCCGCUACUACCUUACCUUCACAAGUAGCUAAUAUAGUAUUUCAAAUUUUUUUGAAGUGGAAUGAUGGAUUAGUCUCAGGAUCCAUAACUGCGGAGGAUAUCAGCUAUUUUAAAGAAUGUCUGACAAAACCAGAAUACACCGUGCUCCCCACGGUGCUGGAUAAGUGGGUAUCCCUGCAUCCUUUGUUUGGUAUUGUGUGCUGGUCUGACGAUGAGAAUUUGAGGAAGGAACUUAAGUAUGUGGAAGGCGUUGAUUUUCUGUACUUUGGUGAACCCAACGACAAUCAAGAGAUGCUUCCUGCAAAUGUUACUAGGCUCUUGAGGACCUUGGGGAUUCCCGCACUUUCUGAGGUUGUAACUCGUGAAGCAAUAUAUUAUGGUUCAGCAGAUGGUACUUUAAAAGCCCAGUUGAUUGACUGGGCACUUCCCUAUGCCCAACGCUACAUCUACAGUGUGCAUCCUCAGCAAUAUUUACAGCUUAAGCAGUCUGGUUUUGACAGUCUCAAACAGUUGCAAGUAGUAGUAGUUGAAAAAUUGUUCUACAAAAAUUUGAUCAAAAGUUGUGGCAGUACAUCCAAGAAGAGAUACGACUGCAAUUGUUUACUGGAGGGGAAUGUUCUUUAUGUUGCCCAACAAUCAGAUUCUCAUGCUUUAUUUUUGGAGCUCUCUCGAUUAUGGUUUGAUGGACAUCCAGAAUUACACAUAGCAAAUUUCCUUCACAUGAUUACAACUAUGGUGGAAUCGGGUUCCACUGAGGAGCAGACAGAGACUUUCAUAUUGAAUAGCCAGAAGGUGACAAAGAUACCUGAUGAAGAAACCAUUUGGUCCCUUGCAUCUCUGCCUUCAGGAGACCUUGAAAAGCCCCUCCCGAUAAGUUCUACUUCAGGAGGAACUAGUGAACAAACUGUUUUCAAGUCCAGGAGGAAGUCAGGUACCAUCCUAAAUUGGCCACCUGUGGAUUGGAGAACGGCUCCAGAUUUCCGUUAUGCUUGUGAAAAUGGUUUUAGGACACAAGCGGUAGAUAGCAUCUCACAUGACAAAAUUGAGGGGCAUUCAGAAAUUACGGUUGCAGUGAUGGAAAAUGUGGUUCCGACGGAGAUUGAUGCCAAUUGGAAGAUUGGAGGAACUGCAGCUGCUACAUCUGGGCUUCUGGUGAACAGUCAAAAUUCUGAAGAACAUUUUGCCCAAUUUGGUGACACCGUUAUGGGCACAGAAUUGAAUUCUGUUGAUGCAAAUGCUAUGACUGAUGUGCCUGCAAAGAGUUCACCCAAUUUUAGCUGGAGAGAGAAGCUUAAUACUGGCAACCCUGACGGAGCCCAGGCAAUGUUGACUGGGAGGCUUGGUGAGCUUGUUGCUUUCAGAUAUUUUACAGGGAAAGCUGGUAAGGCAACAGUGAACUGGGUUAAUGAACUUAGUGAAACCGGGCUCCCGUAUGAUAUCCUAAUUGGGGAGAAUGAUGCCGAUAGAGAGUACAUUGAAGUUAAAGCAACCGCAUCUAAAAGGAAGGACUGGUUUAACAUGUCCACCAGAGAGUGGCAGUUUGCGGUUGAACGGGGUGAAUCUUUCAGCAUAGCGCAUGUGGUUCUUGUAGACAAUAACACUGCGAGGGUUUCAAUCUUUAAGAACCCCAUAAAACUGUGCCAGCAAGGCAAGCUGCAAUUGGUGGUCAUGAUGCCGAGGCAGGAGACGGAUCUUUCUGGCGUGUCCUAACAAGAGGAGCUCUACUUCCGUAGGCUGUGCGGUAUUCGCUGAUUUUCCCAGAAGUCCAUAUUGUGGUGGAUAGACAUUGAAACUGCUACUUGGUUGCCAUAAUGAAUGUGACUUGUCUUCAGAUUUCACGGGUUUGUGGAUGCAGCCUGUCCUUGACGCCAGAGCGCUGUACAGAUACUAGUAGGCAUGACGCUGCAAUUACCAAAGGCAACAUUACUGUACAUCUUCAUGUAAAGAGACAAGUGGAAAAAGGCUGGUUUGCAAUUCCCAAGCCAGAGACGCUUCUGAGAUGGUCACUCGAAUAUGGUCCCAGUGGAGAGCAGUCCAAGAAAUGAGAUUCUCUUUCUAUUAUCACCGACCUCCUUCUCACUCUUGCAUAUUAAUCGGAGGUAAGUUUUGUCUCUUGAAAGUUCCCGGCAGGCAUGGCCUUUGUAGCAAAGGGAUGGAGACAUGGUUUUUGCGUCUAAUUAAGUUCGGAUAUAGCUCAGAAUCCCCAUAGGAACACAAUUUAUUUGCGAUCUCUUACUAGUAUUCUUUUGACCUCCUCAACCUCCUCGACAUCCUAGGCGCCAUUUCCGAUCGACAAGCGGUAGUUUGUAUAUAAACUCCAUAACUUAGAUGAUUUGUUGGUUCCCAGACAUUCAGAUUUUCCUAUAGCAGCGGAAGGGUCUGCGAGGGGUAUUGGUCUUGAAGUAUGUCAAUAUCUUUAUGAUGGUUAUUACUAAAAAGCUUGCCCUCCGAAA
This is a messenger RNA of Syzygium oleosum, 9017 nucleotides long. RefSeq names its product protein NO VEIN-like. Gene Ontology annotation, cellular component: nucleus. The record is from RefSeq and is a predicted model, not a curated record. The coding region runs from base 76 to 8274 and encodes 2732 amino acids. Lineage: Eukaryota; Viridiplantae; Streptophyta; Magnoliopsida; Myrtales; Myrtaceae. Gene Ontology annotation, biological process: root development; leaf vascular tissue pattern formation; embryo development ending in seed dormancy. The transcript is spliced from 13 exons.